AGGAGAGAGAGCUGUUUAAGGCAGUGCAGACUCAUCGCCGAAAAAAAUCCUCUACACCAAAACACCGUUUUAUUCUUAUCGUGGUGGAGGACUUACGCGGGGUCAAUUUUGCGAUUGCUUGACGUACGUCGCGCGCGCGAGCAGCUCGACCACCCCGGCAAUAUGAUUAUAACGCUGAAAAACCUACAGCAGCAAACGUUCACGAUAGAGAUCGACUCGUCGCAAACCGUCAAAGAUCUCAAGGAGAAGAUCGAGACGCAGAAAGGCUUCCCCGCCGAGCAUCAGAAGUUGAUAUACGCUGGGAAAAUAUUAGCGGACGAGCAGCCUUUAACAGAAUAUAAUAUCGACGAGAAGAAAUUUAUAGUUGUUAUGGUAACAAAGCCUAAAGCUGGUGCUACACCUAAAACAAGCGAAGAGCAGCGCGCGGAGGGUGAUAAGAAGGAGGAGUCCACUAGCUCGGCAACUACACAACCUAGUUCAAACCCUAUUGUUCAGGAUACUACACGAGCAGCUAGUAAUGUGCAAGAGCAACCAGCAGUAGCCGCCGCCACGCCCGCGGCUGGUCAAGCAGAAAGUGCCUUGCUAAUGGGAGAGGAUUAUAAUACUAUGGUAAACAACAUCAUGGACAUGGGGUACGAGCGCGAGCAGGUCGUACAGGCGUUGCGCGCGAGUUUUAACAACCCUGAUAGAGCCGUCGAGUAUCUCCUAACAGGUAUACCAGCGCAGCUCUUUGAGGAUCCACCCGAGGAUCCGCCGGAGGCUCAGGAGCCGCUUCAGGAACAGAGCCAGGAUCCGUUGGCCUUUUUGCGCUUGCAGCCACAGUUUCAGCAGAUGCGCCAGGUCAUUCAGCAGAAUCCACAGCUGCUGAACAAUCUGCUUCAGCAGAUCGGUUCCACUAAUCCUGCCCUUUUACAGCUCAUCUCUCAAAAUCAGGAAGCGUUUGUACGCAUGCUCAAUGAACCUGUGGAACCUUCUUCUACGGGAACGGGGGCGCGAGUUUUGCCAGCGUCCGGAGGGGGCGUAGCGCCCGCGGCCGCGGCCGCGGCGGGAGGCGCUGUGAACGGUGGCGCUGGCACGGGCGCAACAUCCGUAGGAUCUGGUUUAAUACAGAUAACACCACAAGACAGAGAUGCUAUCGAGAGGUUGAAGGCGUUAGGUUUCCCAGAACACUUAGUCGUACAAGCGUAUUUCGCCUGUGAAAAGAACGAAAAUCUCGCUGCUAACUUCCUACUUUCGCAAAACCUUGACGACUGAAUCACUCGAUCUGAUUUCUCGCGCGGUGUUUUUCGAAUAAAAGUACAGGACUGACAGAGGGUGGAUGAUCGCACCAUUUAUCAUUUUUACCUUACAAUAAUCAUCUUUAUUUUGUAUAUAGAUAUAUACAAUAUCUAUGCUAUUUUAUUUGUUGUGUAGAUAAAGCCCUGGUGUGUGUUUGGUAAGCGAUUGAAAUCUAAUGAAUAACCGCAUACCAUAACAUUACAUGUAUGUCAACUCUUUUAAGCAUUGUUUCAUACUUAAAAAAAAAGGGAAAAGAACAUUUCAUUCAAUAUGCAACGCAUGUUUAUGAGAGAAAGAAUUGUUGCUUACAGCAGACGGUGUUGUAAAAUCCAUCCUUACAGCCUACAAGUGCUCUAAGAUCUUAUAUUUCUUUAAUAUAUAUAUGGAGCAAUGUAAUAAUUGCAUUUUUAUAUGAGAAAGCCUUACGAGCCUUACUCUGCAAACGAAUACCUUGCAGUAGUUACAUAAUUGAGGGUCGGGCAUAUAUAAAUUGACGAUGUGUUCACUCUCGCGUUAAGGUAUGUUUUAUACAUAUCUGAAUGUUUGCAUGUAGGUAUAAUAAGUGCAUUUUGUACAUUUCUUGGCUUUCUGAUAUAAAAAUUAUAGAAAUGCAUCUGUUUUCGGGCAUGUGUACUUGCAUAUAUUCGUAUUUAUGUAUGUAUGUAACAAAGAGAUUUUUUUAUUUUUAAUCGAUAAUACCGGGGAAACUGAUUUAAAUGUUUUUAAAAGUACAUAUGUCACAAUUCAGUAUAUUGUAACAAUUUGUCAAAAAACAAUUUAUUAUAUAUACAUAUAUAUGUAAAAUCUUAUUCUUAAUCUAUUUGGAUCUUAAUAAUUGUUUCAACACAAAUAUCAUAUUAAAUUUUUACUAAUUUAGUAGUGAUAUUUUUUGCUUAUCAAAUCAAUUAGAAUUCGUAAUUCAAAUGAAAUAGUUGAGAUACUAUGAAUCUAUUAGAUAAUCUUGAGACUGUAAGUCCUAGAAUACAUUGAUUGUUAUGUAUAUUAUAUCCAAAUUCUAUUAAAGCUAGACCAUGAAACGAAAUAUUAUAAACUAUUUCAAAUAUGACAUGCCUGAUUGUAUCUUUUUUUGCAGCAUAAAGUAAUGUUAAUCUUUUUUUUCUAUAGUACAAAAAAAGAAAUUUAUGUUUAUCACAUAAUGACAUACAUACGUAUGUACGUAUUUAUGCAUGUUACAUAAAGUAGGAAAUUCUUAAGUCUUAAAUUUGUACCAUACAGUUACUUAUUAAUAUCAUUGAAACAAUAAUAAAUAUUGAGAAAUUUUCAUCGCUCUUACAUAUAUUUAGUGCAAAAACAAUAUAAAGAAUUAUCCGUUGGAGAGUUGUAGUAAACAAUGCAUAAAAUUCCAAUCUGUUUAUGCUGACUCGAGAUUUAUCCCCCCCCCCUUUUUUUAUAAAAAUAGAGAAAU
Molecule: messenger RNA, 2704 nt
Organism: Wasmannia auropunctata (little fire ant)
Lineage: Eukaryota; Metazoa; Arthropoda; Insecta; Hymenoptera; Formicidae
Gene: Rad23
Product: UV excision repair protein RAD23 homolog B
Exons: 6
Coding region: 163-1254 (363 amino acids)
Biological process (GO): proteasome-mediated ubiquitin-dependent protein catabolic process; nucleotide-excision repair
Cellular component (GO): nucleoplasm; cytosol
Molecular function (GO): polyubiquitin modification-dependent protein binding; ubiquitin binding; proteasome binding
Source: RefSeq, a predicted model, not a curated record